AUGAUGUAUCCGCGUACAUACAAAGCGUGCGAACGAGCGAUUAUGUUGAGCCGAGAGGAAAAGUUCACCGACAACGCGGCGGUCACCACGUGCCCGGGGGGUGACUCGAACGACUUUGAAGCUUUCCGAUCUUCAACUAGGAAUCAGAGCUUUGCUCGCAAGAGGUUCUCAUCUUCACGUUCUCGUUAUCCGCCUUCCUCAAAUUCCACUUACCGAACGAGAGGACGUGAUGGUAGUUUAGUGGUGCUCAAAAAGGCCAGGUACUCUCCGGAAAUACCAAUUCGAAAACGAAAGCGACGUGCCGCCGCAACGAAUAGUCCAAAUUCACAGCAAUUUAUCACCGAUGAGGAACAUCAUCAAAAAGAUUUAGAUGAAAGCUCCGAUGAAGAUUCGCUUGCUUUGACGCGGCGCCGUAUGGCGUUCACUGAUGAAUCGAUCCUCAAUCAGACUGCGGGCGAAUCUUCAGCAGAAGAUAGCAAUGAGGAAAUGGAAUCGGAAAAGAGCGAAGAUUUGAGCAAUGAGCCACAGAAAUAUGAAGAAACCGAUUAUGAACGACAAUUUAAACGUGCAAUUCGUCUAUAUCGUUAUAUGGCUCUACCGGAUGGAAGCAAUUAUCAGCGACCAGUCUAUAGACCAUUCUUGAAACGCAAUUUAUCAUAUAUGAGACGAAGUGCUAUCUCCUCAACGUUACAGUCAGUUGUGAAUGGCAAUGGUGGAGAUGCAACAAGCAGAAGUACAAGUGAAGAUGGCCGAGGAGAGAACGUCGUGUUCCGAAAGAAAGCAUCUUCUUCAUCACAUCAUCGUUCGGUUGAUGGUGGUGGUGCGUCAUCGUCGAUUCGUUCACGUUUAAAGACAACUGCCACAGCUUCACAUUUGCGAUCCAUAGAGCAAAAACGUGCAAAUAUCAAAUCGGUUUUGAGUAGUCUGCAUAAGAAAGUGGUGGUGGAUUCCCGGAAUGUGGCAACGUCAUCAUAUGGCUCUUCAUCAGCAUCACCAUCCAAGAAAGAAGAUUGUCAUAAAAAUGAAAUGGUUAUGAUGAAGCGAUGCAGUAGCAGCAGUAAUGCUGUCGCUGCGAGCACGGCAUCGUCGCCAGUGAAAGGCGAUCAGUUGAAUACAACACCCCCCAUCAAAGCGGCCAGUAGCACUUCGAUGAAACAACAACAAACCUGCUCGGAUCCUACAACGAUCGCACACGACACGUUCGAUUUCGAGAAGCAGUUCAACAAUAGCAGUAAACAUGCAAAUUGUUCACAUUCCAAUACAUCGCUGUUACGUUUCGUUGAUGUUCGAAAUAAUGACUUACCCGGAACUCGUCAUGCGAUGAUAACGGUUUAUUUGUGUAGUGAAGUGGAUGGAAAGUUCGAUGAAAUUAUACGUGUACCAUCGGCAACCGUGCAAAUGCCAGUGAAUAAUCGCAGUACGCCGGUUAAUAUCGACUUGCCGCAUGGCUUGGGUUGUCCUCUUGAUUUCACUGGAAAAGAAAGAAAUGAUUAUGUGAUAAUUCGAGUAACGUUUUCCGAUGAGGAAGAUGCGCGUGUGUUCGGCGGUAGAACCUUACGCGGCGUUCCAUCAAGACAAGCAAGUAAAGCUGAAGUUAAGACAACGCGUCGAAGUUCGGCAGCCGCUGAGAGUGCACAGUCGAAGAAACGAAAUAGCGGAAGCGAGGAGUCGACAUCGGCAGUUUAUGGAGCGCGUUGUAUUUGUUCGUUGGGUAAUACGAAACAUUCUUCGGGAAUUAUUUAUGGCGAUGGUAGUAUCAACCUUGUACCCGAAGCAAUGUUAGGUAUAACAGAAAAUUGGCGACGAGAUGGUUCAUUGGCGAAAAAAAUAGUCGACCUUGGCAAGAAGGUGCAUGAGAGUCCAUUUGUGCAUAUGUCAAUCAUGCAAGAUUGUGGUGCUGAGACGAGUUCAUCGGAAGAGGACGAUGACGAUGAUGAUGAGGAGGACGACGAGACGAAAACUUAUUCAAGUGAUGAUGAAUCGACAUCGUGCAUUACAGCAAAUGCAACGACAAGUAAACAAAUAGCACUGGAUAAGUCGAAGAGUCGUUCCUAUUUACAAAAGCUUCGUCGUUUCGGUAAUGGAAGUGUGGGUGCAGGUGGAGGGCACCUGAGCAGUUCGGAUAAUAAUAGUACUACUAGUAAUAAUCACAAUCAUGCUCAUAAUAAUAAUGAUAGUAGUUAUCGUGAUCUGUUCACGCCUCAUCCGUCAGUCAAAAACGCUCUUUCAGCAGCAGCAAAUGGUGGUCAAGAUACGACUUUCGAUGAUUAUAUGAGAGCACGAUCAAAACACGAAAUGUCGUUACAGUUCCCGAAACAAAUAUGUUAUCGUUUCGUAAUGAUGUAUAACGAUCAACCGAACACGACGUUUCCUGAAAAUAAGUUGCGAUUCGUUCCCGACGAUCCACCUUACCUAAAUGCUUUCGUCAAUAAUUCAUCAGAAGAUAAUUCUUGUUCUAACGCGACCGUUGCCGAUAAUAUUAAUAGUAACAGCAAUAGCAGUAACAGUAAUAAUUCUUCCAUGCAGACCGAUAAAACCUACUCAUCAUCAAAAAACAUAAUAUCCUCUGAUCGACAGUUGUGCAGAAGAGCAAACGCAUCAGCAGCAGCAACAACAACACAACCAGUACAACUGGCGUCUUUCGUGCUUCCCCUCAAAGAGGUUUCAUCAUCGGACUAUUUGAAUCGACAUGAACGUGAGAAGAGUAUCAAUGCUGCCAAGUCAUCAGUGAAAGCUACGGUCACCAGCAAUCCUGUUGUGCUGUUGACCCCAUUGACACCCCCUUUGAACCUCAGUUCUCCGACUGGCAAAACGUUGAACUCAAUCCAUUCUUCACCCGAUUCACAUACGGUGAAAACUCGUCGAAAUACACCGACAGCUUGGGGCAGUUCUCCUCUUCAAAGAUGCACUAGUAAUAGUAAUAUUCAUUAUAAUAGUAGUAACGAUAAUAAUAAUCUUCAUCAAACAACAGCAGCCACAAAAUUACCAGUAAAUAUUCAUACGAAAUCGACUGUAACUUCAUCUGCUGCAAAUCGAACAGCUUAUUCAGGCCAGCAGUCGAAGCAUAAUCAAUCGUAUCCUCAUAAUUAUAAUCAUAAUCAUCAAACAGUAUUGCUCAAUGCUGUUGAUCAUCUACACCAACAACCAUCAACUAAUCUGUCACACGUUGGUGAAAAAGUGAAAUUGGACAUACCCAGACGUGACUCACCACUUCCUGAUGUUAUUGAUGCUUAUGCGGAGCAUUUUGAACGAUGUUCAACUGUUAGUGGUGCCGCUGCAGGUGUUGGUUAUGAGCGUGUUACUGGAACUUGUAAUGAUAGUGAUAUGAUUAUUGCAAACACGACGACAACAACAACAAGCUCAACACCAAAUAAUGAUAACACGCAAUCAGCAGCAAAUUCGGUAACGACCACGAUGCAACGUCAAGAAAAGCAACAACUCAGAGACGGGGGUUUCUCCGAGAGAAUAUCAUCAGAUGGUCAAGGUGUAAUCACGCGAUUACUUUCACCGUCCAAUAAAUGUCUGUUUUGUUUGGGCACCUUCCCGGAUAUGUUCGCGUUGCUGAUGCAUCUACGAACUUCAUAUCCUCGACUUGAUAUUGUCUAUCGCGGUGAUAUACGAUUAUCAGCUGCAGCCAAUAGCAGUGCACCAGUUUAUAUUGAUGUUUUUCUUCGUGAACAUUUUGACGGAUCGUUUGAGGGUAAUCUACUUCGACAGUAUGUGGGUUGUUGUCGCAAUCGUAUCAUUCCACAACGUUGCCAACCAACUGAUCGACUCACUUACAUUGUUUACAAAACUGAAGCAAGAUUUAUUCGACAUAUGCCUAAAGAUUUGAGUAUAUUUUUCACACAAUCCGAUCGUGAGAAACGAGCGCUACGUGGUAAUAAUGCGGCAUAUUUCGGUUUCCGAAGUCGUCAUCCGUUAAUGAGUUCAUCACAAGUUCAAGCGAAGCAAUUAGAUCAAGAAUGGAUGAGACAAAUGAUAAACAGGCAAAUCGAAGAUUUUGUGGAUUUAUCGAGACCAGAGAAAGAAUUUAUGAAGUUAUGGAAUCUUUUCAUUCUAAAUCCUAACAAUCGUCCAUUCGGCUGGUGUCACAUGUAUCGUACAUGUCGUUUGUUUUUGGACGAACAUCGUGACGAGUUGUUGAAGAAGGGUUUGCGUGGUGCGUGGAUGUACCAUUUGGCAGCGUUCAAUGAAACAGACGCGCUGGAUACCGAGGAAACGUACGAUUUGACACAACGUUUGAAUGCCGAUUAUGAUCCGACACGUGAUAAAUGCCAUAUUGUUUCGAGACGAACCGCGGCACGGGCGGCAACUGUAUGCGAUGGCGCUGAUCCAUCACCAUCAGUAUCGUCAUCGUGUUCAUCGAUGCCGUCCACAAACCAACAACUGCUUGCUGCAGCGGCAAUGAAGCGUAAACCACCCGCUUGGCAGAGAGCGCCUAUUCCCGGACCGAAAUCGUCGAUCCUUCGAAGUGCUUCGGCCACUUCACGCCUUUCUUCAGCCGGUGGACAGAGCUCAGAUAAUGAAGAGAUUUUCAAGAAGUUUCACGACGAAACAUCGAUGGGUCGUGACGAACGACGUUGUAGUAGUUGCUCAACGGACGAUGUAACGAAUAGGUACAAUCCAGUUGUGAGACGAAAUCGUGAAGGGGAUUUAGCGAAAUUCGUGCAAAAAACAAUGCGCAUUGGGCCCGAUCAGUCAAUGCUAGCCGCUUCAUCAAAGUGGCUGUUAGCAUCUGAAGAGGAUAUUUUGACGAGUUGA
Messenger RNA from Anisakis simplex (herring worm), 4764 nucleotides. The record is from the annotation of a GenBank genome assembly. Lineage: Eukaryota; Metazoa; Nematoda; Chromadorea; Rhabditida; Anisakidae.